Molecule: messenger RNA, 918 nt
Organism: Colletotrichum chrysophilum
Lineage: Eukaryota; Fungi; Ascomycota; Sordariomycetes; Glomerellales; Glomerellaceae
Exons: 2
Coding region: 1-918 (305 amino acids)
Source: RefSeq, a predicted model, not a curated record
AUGGCGAAUAUCAAAAAGGUCGCGAUUCUAGGUGCCACGGGCUCCCUCGGAGAGGUACUGGUUCCCUCACUUGUUGCUGCAGAUUUCGACGUUACUUGCGUUCUACGCAAGGAUAGCAAGUCCCAGCCGCCGGACGGAGUGCGAGUUGUGAAAGCAGAUUACACCGACACUGCAUUGCUCAUUGAAGCUUUGCGAGGCCAAGAUGCAGUCGUAGAAGCGUUCAACCCUGCAGCAUCCAUCCAUCAAACAGCCAUCCUCCAGGCUGUCCUCGCCGCCGGAGUGAGACACAUCAUCACGCCAGACUUCAGCGGGAACACUUUCCACCCCAACGCCAAGGACGUUCUUAUUUUCAACCCCAAGCUGGAAGCACAGCGAGAGCUUGAGAGGGUGGUUGCCGAGUCACAGGGCAGAUUGUCAUGGACUGCGAUUGUUACCGGCCCAUGGUAUGACUGGACGAUCAAGAAGGGGAUAUUUUGGGUUGAUCGGGAGAGAAAGAUGGUUACGAGGUACGGUUCCGGGGACCAGGAAUACAGCAUGAGUCGCCAUGCCCUCAAUGGCGAGGCUCUGGUCGCUGUGCUCAAUGACCCUGGAAGAUACCGAAAUCGCCCGGCGUAUUUCGCCAGUCAUACUGUCUCGACGAACCAGAUUAUUGGAAUCAUCAAGGACUUGGGCCUCGAAGGAUGGAAAGUCGUUGAUGUAGACUUCGAUGGCCUCUUUGAGAAGGCUCACCGGAUGUGGCAAGAGGACACGGACCAUGGGGUCCAGGAUAGGUUGAAGUCAAAGGCUUACGCGGCGCUGUCUACUGUGGCGCUGUUGGAUGAGGCAAACCGGUAUGGGUCCAACUUUGCGGAUUUGGUAGAAGAUGGUUAUGAUGAAGGGGAUGCGAAGUUGAGAGAGAACUUGGCCAAUUUACUUUGA